Molecule: messenger RNA, 3536 nt
Organism: Syngnathus typhle (broad-nosed pipefish)
Lineage: Eukaryota; Metazoa; Chordata; Actinopteri; Syngnathiformes; Syngnathidae
Gene: itgb6
Product: integrin, beta 6
Exons: 16
Coding region: 254-2602 (782 amino acids)
Biological process (GO): cell-matrix adhesion; integrin-mediated signaling pathway; cell migration
Cellular component (GO): cell surface; focal adhesion; integrin alphav-beta6 complex
Molecular function (GO): integrin binding
Source: RefSeq, a predicted model, not a curated record
CUUUUCUGUUUCUCUGAGUGCAGAGCUGAGAUACAAUAGGCCCAAAUGAAUGCGUUGCCCUGAUGCGGCCCCACGUCUCGCCAUUUUUCACCGGAUGACAGCAAGGACGACGCAGCCGGAUGGGGCAGCAUGGUUUCAAAGGACGCCCCUGAAGGUAAAAGUGCACGGCGGCGCGUCUCCUCCGCACCACCUUCGUUGGAGAAGCUGGCGUGUAAAUAUGAGACAAGUUGAAGUCACGUCACGGACUUACUAAAUGGGGUUUCUCCAACUGGGCCUGAUUUUCCACUACUUGAUCACCACGGUGGAGGGUUCAUGUUCAGCUGAUGGUGCUGUGACUUGUGAUCUUUGUCUCCAGCUCGGUCCACACUGUGCCUGGUGUACACAAGAGAAUUUUACAAACUGGUUGUCAGUCAGUGAAAGAUGUGACUCACCAGAGCGCUUGCUGGCAAAUGGCUGUCCAGAGAGCCUGUUGGAGUUUCCCAUUUCUACGGGAAAAAUCCUCCUGGAUCAACCACUUGGGAAGAAGAGUGGCAACCUGAACGUCACUCAGAUCUCCCCACAGAAAAUGGCACUGAAGCUACGACCUGGCGGUCAAGUGACUUUCCAGGUGAAAAUCCAGCACACUGAAGACUACCCUGUGGACCUCUACUAUCUCAUGGACUUGUCAGCGUCUAUGUAUGAUGAUCUGCAGAUGAUCAAGGACCUUGGCUCCACCCUGUCCAAGGAGAUGGCCAAACUUACCAGUAAAUUUCGCAUGGGCUUUGGCUCUUUUGUGGAGAAACCAGUUCUGCCCUACAUCAAGAUUACAGAAGAGGAGCUGGCCAACCCUUGCAGUAGUGCCGAUGCAACCUGCCUGCCGACGUUUGGCUACAAACACGUCUUGUCCCUUACGAGCAACACGGACAAAUUCAACGGGAUGGUCUCCGUGCAGGAUGUGUCUGCAAACGUUGAUAUUCCGGAGUGUGGCUUCGAUGCCGUCAUGCAAGCAGCUGUUUGCGGGGACAGGAUAGGUUGGAGGAAUGAUUCCAUGCGUUUGCUGGUGUUUGUCAGCGAUGCUGACUCACACUUUGGAAUGGACAGUAGAAUGGCCGGCAUAGUGAUUCCCAACGAUGGCCAGUGUCACCUGGACACCAACAAUGAAUACUCCAUGUCCACAAAGCAGGAGUAUCCAACUCUGGGCCAGUUGAUUGAUAAAGUAGUGGAGAACAAUAUCUUAUUGAUAUUUGCUGUGACAGAAAAGCAGAAGCAGAACUAUGAAAACUAUGCAAAUCUGAUACCUGGUGCCACAGUUGGAGUCGUGGCCACGGAUUCUCACAACAUCCUUGAACUGAUUUUAACGGCGUACAAAGAAUUGCGAUCAGAGAUUGAACUAGAGGUCCUUGGAGACACUGAAGGGCUCCGGAUGUCCUUUGCUGCUAUUUGUCCAAAUGGUACAGUCCUGACAGAGCUCAAACAAUGUUCUAAUGUCAAACCUGGAGAGACGGUCGUGUUCAAUGUGUCUGUGGAGCUUCCAGGAUGCCUGUCUGAAAGUCGACGCUUCUCCUUCAAGCCAGUGGGCCUCCAGGACGCUUUGGACAUCGAAUUAGAAUCUCUGUGCUCCUGCGAUUGUGGACAGCCUCCUCAGGCUGGCAACGACAGCCGAUGCACGGAGGGCCAGGGGACCUUCCACUGUGGCGUGUGCGUGUGUCAGCCGGGCUUCUCGGGAGCCGAGUGCGAAUGCAAUGAGGAAAGCGCGUUGUUGAGCAACUGCGCGGCAAACAACGAGAGCGACGUAUGCAGCGGUCAGGGGCAAUGUUACUGCGGAGAGUGUGUGUGCGACACAUCCAGCUUUGGUCUCAUCUACGGACCUUACUGCGAGUGUGACAACUACUCUUGUGCUCGCUUUCGUGGGGAGCUCUGUGGAGGCCACGGGGUGUGUGACUGUGGGGAGUGUCAGUGCCAAAGUGGCUGGACAGGGGAGUACUGUAACUGCAGCAGCAGCAGCGAGGCCUGCCUUUCCCAAGAUGGAGUCCUGUGCAGCGGCCGGGGCAAGUGCGAGUGCGGCCACUGUGUCUGCUUGGUACAGGGAGCAUCGGGGGACUUGUGUGAGAAGUGCCCCACAUGUGGAGAUGCCUGUUCAAUAGCAAGGACGUGUGUGGAGUGCCACCUCCAAGCAAAAGAGGAUGCUGAGCUGUGUGAGUUAAAGUGCAGUCUCCCCAAGAUUCACAUCAACACAACAACAGAAGUAGACAAGAGUGCCUCUGUGCAAUGCAUGCUGAUGUCCGAAAAUGAGUGCUGGAUCUCGUUUAGUGUGGUCGGAAGGGACGUGAUGACAGUCUACAAUCCUCACAUGUCUGCUUGUCCCGAAGCGCCCAACAUCCCCAUGAUCAUCCUGGGGGUCUCACUUUCCAUUGUGUGCAUUGGGCUGAUCCUGCUGGCUGUCUGGAAAGUGCUGGUGUCAGUUCACGACGGUAAAGAGGUGGCCAAGUUUGAGGCUGAGAGAGCAAAGGCAAAGUGGCAAACGGGUACCAACCCACUGUUCAGAAGCUCCACAUCUACUUUUAAAAAUGUUACCUACAGGAACAGAGAGCAGGAGAAGAUGAUUUCAAUGGACCUCUACUGAUUAUUCGCUGGAGGCAAUGCUGACCGGCAUCUGAGUGCACUUAUUCUUUGUUUGUGUGAGUGAGUGUGUGUGUCAGAGGUGUUACUAGUAUGUGAUUUUGGGUGCGUAACAACAAAAAAUGUUGCUUUUCCUAUAUAGGUCAUGUAAAUAAGCUGUGGUUUAAUUUUGGGGUGGGAGAGAAUAUAAUUACAGCAUCCAAUUUCUGCUCACCAAGUGAGCUGGUAACUUAAAAGAAACACGCAGCCUUCAAAACAUAAAAACUCAACAGUGAAACUAUACAGAAUAACUAAUAGGAAUGAACUUAAGAUAUUAACUGUUUUAUUUACUAGAUUGCUGAGUGCAGCUAGCUACAAACAAAUUUACAGCUGUUCACUUGACCACUUCUGUACCGCAUUAUCCAAGUGUCGUUGUGGUUUGCCGAUGUAAAGGAACAGCACUAGUUGAAAUAACGGUGAUUUUUGAGAUUUUUUAUUAGACAGGCAGAUGAUUCCUCUCGGUGGGCAACCACCCACAGACACAUUUGUUGUUGUGCGUGUGUGUAAAGUGAUAUCUGAACAUAUUCUUUUUUUUUUUUUUCAUGACUGCAUGAAGCCCUAAAUUGGAGUCGUAAGAGACAGAAUACUGACAACCGUAUGAACAGUCAAGACUGUGCCAUCCAUCGCUGCUGUUUAACUGCAGUUUGCCUGCAGGUGCAAAUGCACACUGUAAGAAUACACUGUCUGGUGCGUGAACCUACAAGCUUCAACAUGGUAACACACAGCUGAGAGAGAACACUAAAAUAUUUGAGUGGUCGACUACUGAGAAGAAUAAAUGUUCUUGUUUUCAUCCAAUGAAUGUAAAUGCUAAGUUUUGAUUUUCAAUGUUUUUUUUUUUUUUAUUGUAAAGUAAGGCUGAGCCUUCAAUGUUGAUAAUAAAAUGCAAUGGUGUGGCACAA